GAACUAAAAAACUAAAAAACCCACACGUAUGACAAACAGCACGAAGUUGAGCACGAAGGUGCGAUAAAAAGGCUGAAGUAAACAAAGCUGGUUGCAAGCUGGUUGGGUUUGACGUGGAUUGCCAAGCCAAAGAGGGGCGCGACAACACAGUUACACAGGGCCCGGCGAGUUUUGCGGAGAUUCAAGAGCCGACACUUGAACGGAGCGCACAGUGGUAUGGCGAACAAGAGGGUGAUGGUCACCGGGGGCUCCGGUCUUGUCGGACAGGCCAUCAAGGCUGUUGUCGAGGCGGACCCCAAGUCGGACGAGACAUGGAUCUUCCUCAGCAGCAAGGACGGAGACCUGAGUGAUAUGCAGCAAACUGAGGCCCUUUUCGAAAAAUACCAACCUACUCAUGUGAUUCACCUGGCAGCCAUGGUCGGAGGACUUUUCCACAAUAUGGCUCACAACCUUGAUUUUCUGAGGGUAAAUUUGCACAUCAACGACAACGUUCUGCACUCAAGCUACAAGUACAAAGUGCAGAAAGUUGUUUCUUGUCUCUCAACGUGUAUUUUCCCAGACAAGACGGCCUAUCCAAUUGACGAAACAAUGGUGCAUAAUGGUCCUCCCCAUCCGUCCAACUUUGGCUACAGCCACGCUAAACGGCUCAUCGAUGUUCAAAACCAUGCCUACCACCAGCAACACGGUUGCAUGUUCACCUCUGUGGUUCCGUGCAAUGUCUUCGGACCCCACGACAACUUCAGGCAAGGAGAAGCCCACGUCCUGCCAGCAUUAUUAGCAAGAAUCCACAAGGCAGCUAUGGAAGGUCAGCCAAGUGUGACAGUUUUGGGCACUGGCCGGCCACUGCGGCAGUUCAUUUACUCACUCGACUUGGCCAAACUGAUGAUUUGGACCCUGUGGAAUUACGAGUCUGUUGAGCCAAUCAUCCUCUCUGUUGAUGAGAAAGAUGAGGUUUCGAUCGGAGAAGUGGCACAUCAGUUGGCCAAAGUGUGUGGCUACCAAGGACGUUUGGAGUUUGACACCUCCCAGGCAGACGGCCAGUUCAAGAAAACGGCCAGCAACGCCAAACUGCGCUCAUUGCUUCCAGAAUUUGAGUUCACGCCGCUUGAACAGGCGCUCAAGGAAACUGUGCACUGGUACACCCACAACUGGAUGAGCUCCAGGCGGUAACACUUUCGGAGGAAAAUGUUUUUAAUUUUGGUUGGCCCCUGAAUAUCCUAUUCUACCCUGUGAAAAUAAAUAUAUGUGAAUUUUAAGCA
Molecule: messenger RNA, 1259 nt
Organism: Neocloeon triangulifer
Lineage: Eukaryota; Metazoa; Arthropoda; Insecta; Ephemeroptera; Baetidae
Gene: Gmer
Product: GDP-L-fucose synthase
Exons: 7
Coding region: 217-1170 (317 amino acids)
Biological process (GO): nucleotide-sugar biosynthetic process
Molecular function (GO): GDP-L-fucose synthase activity
Source: RefSeq, a predicted model, not a curated record